Opisthorchis viverrini is the source of this 4154-nucleotide messenger RNA. RefSeq lists its product as hypothetical. The transcript has 18 exons. Gene Ontology annotation, molecular function: glutamate-tRNA ligase activity; proline-tRNA ligase activity; ATP binding. Gene Ontology annotation, cellular component: cytoplasm; aminoacyl-tRNA synthetase multienzyme complex. Bases 564 to 4079 code for a protein of 1171 amino acids. The record is from RefSeq and is a predicted model, not a curated record. Gene Ontology annotation, biological process: prolyl-tRNA aminoacylation; glutamyl-tRNA aminoacylation; translation. Lineage: Eukaryota; Metazoa; Platyhelminthes; Trematoda; Opisthorchiida; Opisthorchiidae.
GAUUUUUUAAAAUCUCGGUCUGUAUUGACCACUCCGGAGGAAUUGCGCAGGUAUGUGCACACUUUCGAUGGUAAUACCAUUAUCUCUAGCCUUCUUCCUUCUCCGUGUAAUUGGCCUAGCAAGGAAGGCUUGCAGGUAGCUCCACUCUUUUAUACUGAGUUCUCUUUCAGCUUGUCAGCUGGGUGCGAUUUGUUCCUGCAUAUCUACGGAACCCUGAGACGUUUCACUGGGCUAUUGGACAGCUACAGACGGCUCUGGCUCACUCCACAUAUCUGUUGGGUCCACACCUAACAUUAGCAGAUUUUAUCGUUUGGGCUUUCCUAGAAUCUAGCAAUGAAUGUCAAAAAUUGAUUUUCAACGGUGAUCCACUGGAUGUAUCACUUUUUGGAUCGGAUCUUUGCCAUCUGCGACGAUAUUACAAUCACUUAACUUCACUCGAACCUUUAACCGACUGGAAAGAAUGCUUGCUAAAUUGGCGGACAAGCCAUCCAGCUCAGCUUGCUACGCAAAACCGCUGUGAAAAACCAUCGCCUGGAAAUGUCGGGAAAACCACUGCAGCUGGGAUGCGCUUCGAAGAAGGUGGAAAGUUCUGCGAACUUCCGGGUGCAAAAAUGGGCGAGGUCGUUGUUCGGUUUCCUCCAGAAGCUAGUGGCUACUUGCACGUGGGACACGCGAAAGCUGCUUUGCUAAAUCAACACUACAGAGACACAUUUAAAGGCCGCCUGAUUUUACGGUUUGACGAUACUAAUCCAGCCAAAGAGAAGGCAACCUACGAAGAAUCCAUUUUAUCAGACUUGCCACGUUUGGGCGUGCACUGGGACGUUCGAACGCAUACAUCUGAUCACUUUGAAUUGCUGAUACAACUUUGUGAGAAAAUGAUUCGAGAGGGCAAUGCAUAUGUGGAUAACACAGAUGGGGAGAAAAUGAAGGUGGAGAGGGAGAACCGGAUUCCCUCGGUUUGUCGUGAAAACUCUGUGGAGAAAAACUUACAGUGGUGGGAGGAAAUGAAAAAAGGCACCGAGUUUGGUGUCCAGUGUUGCGUUCGAGCCAAGAUCGACAUGAAUUCGAACAAUGGAGCCCUUCGGGAUCCGACCAUUUAUCGUUGCAAACGAGAGUCUCAUGUGCGGACAGGAAGUAAAUACAAUGUUUAUCCGAUCUACGACUUUGCUUGUCCCGUGGUCGAUAGCAUCGAAGGUGUGACGCAUGCCCUUCGAACGUCAGAGUAUAACGACCGAAAUGAACAGUACGCUUGGAUUUGUCAAGCUCUCGGACUCCGUUGCCCCCAUGUGAUUGAUUACAGUCGACUUGCUCUACAAAACACGGUUUUAUCCAAGCGCAAGCUUACCUGGUUUGUGGAAGAAGGGAUUGUAGAUGGCUGGGACGAUCCUCGAAUGCCUACUGUCUCCGGAAUCCUUCGACGUGGUAUGACUGCUGAGGGGCUACGUCAGUUUAUUCUUGCCCAAGGCGGCAGUCGAUCAUCUGCUCAAAUGGAAUGGGAUAAAAUUUGGGCUUUCAACAAAAAGGUCAUUGAUCCUGUUGCUCCCCGCUACACUGGCCUAUUGCUUGAUCCCGCCGCCAUCGAUCCCAGCAAUCACGCACCACAUGGUUUGGUUCCUGUUCGAGUUCAGGGGCAAACUUCCCUCGUAGAGAAGCAAGUUCUAGUUCAUCCAAAAAAUGAGAACCUAGGCUAUCGUUCAAUUUUACUGGGGCCCGUAAUUUAUGUGGAGCACGCUGAUGCAGUUUCUUUCAAGGAAGGUGAGAACGUCACGUUCAUCAAUUGGGGCAAUUGUCGGGUGGUCAAGAUCAAUCGGGAGGAUAGCCUUGUAACAGGAGUCGAUGUUCAGCUGAACCUAGAAGAUACGGACUACAAGAAGACCCUCAAGGUCACCUGGUUGGCUGAUCCUGGAAAACAAAAUCCUUCACUUACCCCAGUCACUUGUCUAAUUUAUGAUCACCUGUUGACUAAGGCGAUCAUUACCAAAGACGACGAUUUCAAGUUGUUCAUCAAUCGGGAAUCCAAGACCGAACAAUGUCUCUUGGGGGAUCCCGCUUUGAAGGAUUUGAAGAAGGGUGACAUUAUCCAACUUCAGCGACGUGGCUACUAUAUUUGUGACGCUCCAUACGAAUCAAAAUGCCUGGCAACUGGUUGUGAAUCCCCGUGCGUACUGAUCCAGAUUCCCGAGGGCACGGCCAAAGCGGACAGUAGCUCUGUUGCUGCUUCUUCAACCAGCAAGGGAUCUGGCGGAUCCUCCAAAGCCAAGGUGCAGACUCCAGCGACAACUGAAAUGACAGCAGAGGAAGCAGCGAAGGCUGCGGAACGACAACGGAAAAAGGAAGAAAAGAAGGAGGCGCGCAAGGAAGGUCGAGCCAAAGCAAAAGAGAACAAGCAACAGCAGCAACAACAACAACAGUCACAACCAAAAGAAAGAAUGACUGAGCAGCCUACGUCUGCAGUGGAGCCAUGUCUUGUUCCAGCUGCAACAAAGAUCAAGGAUGAGAAGUCCAAUGCACCAGAAAGUAAAUCACAGACCAAAAAGCAAACGAAGUUGGCUUUGGAAGCGCGAAAAGAAACAGACUUCGCCGAUUGGUAUUCACAACUGAUCACGAAGGCUGAACUUUUGGAAUACUAUGACAUUAGUGGGUGCUACAUUAUUCGCCCCUGGGCUUACUCCAUAUGGCAAACGCUUCAGCGGUUCAUUGAUGCCCGUUUACAGUCAAUCGGAAUUGAGAACGCUUACUUUCCCAUCUUUGUUUCCAAGAGUGCUCUGGAGCGCGAAAAGACCCACGUGGCAGAUUUCGCCCCCGAAGUUGCCUGGGUGACUAGGUCAGGCGAUUCGGAGCUGGCUGAGCCCGUUGCAGUGCGUCCGACAAGUGAGACGAUCAUGUAUCCGGCUUUCGCUAAGUGGAUUCAGUCGCACCGUGAUCUCCCAUUACGCUUGAAUCAAUGGAACAACGUGAUUCGCUGGGAAUUCAAACAUCCACAGCCUUUCCUUCGAACUCGAGAAUUCUUAUGGCAGGAAGGACACACUGCCUUCGCCGAAAAAGCCGAUGCAGAGGCCGAGGUCCUCACUAUUCUGGAUCUGUAUGCGGAGGUGUAUCAAGAUCUGCUGGCAGUUCCGGUCGUCAGAGGACGGAAGACGGAGAAAGAAAAAUUUGCGGGAGCCGAUUACACAACCACCGUUGAGGCUUACAUUAGCGGAACCGGUCGUGCGAUUCAGGGCGCAACUUCUCAUCAUUUGGGUCAGAAUUUCAGUCGAAUGUUCGAUGUGACCUACGAUCACCCGACCACGGGGAUGCCCGCUCACGUGUACCAGAAUUCAUGGGGCUUUACAACUCGCAGCCUUGGUGUACUAUUUAUGAUGCACGGAGACAAUAAAGGCUUGGUCUUGCCUCCACGUGUCGCACCAGUUCAAGUCGUAGUUAUUCCCUGCGGGAUUACAAACAAGAGCUCAGCCGAAGAACGGGAGCUUCUCAUCUCGACGGCCCAUCAGGUGACUGAUAUGUUGAAACGCGAUCCGGCUGGCUUCCGCGUCCGCUGUGACGACCGAACACACGUCUCGCCUGGAUGGAAAUUCAACCACUGGGAAAUGAAGGGCGUACCAAUAAGACUGGAAAUCGGUCCACAGGAAGUCGUGCAGCGUUCCGUAUGUCUCGCACUACGGCACAAUUCGGAAAAGCUUCAGGUCCAAGUAGAUGAGCUUUGUUGUCGAUUGCCAGCCUUGAUGGACUCUAUUCAUGCCAGCCUAUUACACAAGGCGACCCAAGAACUAUCGGCGCAUGUUAUGCAAGUAAACACAAUGGAGGAGCUGUGUGCAGCCUUGGACGCUAAAUCCCUCGGGCUGGCCCCAUUCUGUGGGGAUUCCACCUGCGAAGAGUCCGUUCGGAAUGAAUCGGCCAGAAAUAGCGUUGUGGAGCCUGGUGCCCCUUCGAUGGGAGCGAAAAGCUUAUGUAUACCUUUCGCUUGCGAUUUCAACCCGACUCUAAAAUGUGGCAAACCUACGACUGGGACGAAAUGCUUCAACCAGCCCCACUGCACGCGCCUCGCUGCGGCCUACACACUUUUCGGCCGCAGUUACUAAAUUAUUUCUCGUUGAAAUUUUUGCCCAUACUUCUUAAAGACGUGGUUGCGUGAGAUAAGCAAAUUUUUGAUGGAC